AUGGACUCAAUCAGCACCACAUGGACAGAGAGGGAAAAUGUUGAAAAAGGACCAGAGAAGGACAAAGGCAUUAACCUGACCCACAUCGAGUCCCGUCCAUCACGUGACAACAAAGAACAAUAUGAGUUCUUCAUCAGUGUGGAUCAGGCCUCCUCUAAAGCUCUAGAUGAAGUUGUUGAUGGUCUGCGCACACAGAUCAGUGGCCAAGUUCAUGAGCUGUCUCGCAACAAACAGAAAGACACAGGAUGGUCUGGGGACAUCUGUCAUGAGCUUCUAGGUCAUGUCCCACUGUUUGCUGACCCAUGUUUUGCCCAGUUCUCACAGGAAAUUGGACUCGCUUCUUUGGGCGCCCCUGAUGAGUUCAUAGAGAAGCUGGCCACAGUCUACUGGUUCACUGUGGAGUUUGGUCUGUGCAAGGAAGGAGAUAAAGUAAAGGCUUACGGUGCUGGUCUGCUCUCAUCUUUUGGCGAACUGCAGUACUGUUUGACGGACAAGCCUAAACUUCUGCCCUUCGAGCCAGAGAAGACCUGCCUGCAGCAGUAUCCCAUUACAGAGUUCCAGCCAGUUUACUUUGUGGCUGAAAGUUUCGAGGACGCCAAAGAAAAAGUCAUGAAAUUUGCUUCCACCAUUCCCAGACCUUUCUCUGUGCGCUAUAAUGCCUACACACAGAGAAUCGAGAUGCUGGACAACACACAGCAGCUGAAGAACCUGGCCGACAACAUCAACAGUGUGUCUUCAGUACAAUGUGAGAUCUCAAUCCUGUGCACUGCCCUGCGAAAGAUGGAGUGAAACGAUGGUGGAAGAUUUUCAAGGAAAAUGAAGAAGAAAUGCUAGAAUAUCAAAGACGCUAAAUAAGCAUCGUCUGUAUUGCUUUUUAGGUUCAUAUACAACAUACUUUUUCUAAUCAAGCUGUGAUAGAGAGAGCAUGAUAUUAAAUAUUAAAUUAGUCCUUAUGUAUUGCAUGUAAAACAUAUUUAUAGACAAAUUUUGCUAGUUCAAAUAUAUUUAGUCACUACGUAUUUAAAUGACAUAUAACGAAAUAACACG
This is a messenger RNA of Sinocyclocheilus grahami, 1047 nucleotides long. RefSeq names its product phenylalanine-4-hydroxylase-like. Gene Ontology annotation, biological process: L-tyrosine biosynthetic process. The coding region runs from base 1 to 789 and encodes 262 amino acids. NCBI's taxonomy places the organism in Eukaryota, Metazoa, Chordata, Actinopteri, Cypriniformes, Cyprinidae. The transcript is spliced from 9 exons. The record is from RefSeq and is a predicted model, not a curated record. Gene Ontology annotation, molecular function: iron ion binding; phenylalanine 4-monooxygenase activity.